Messenger RNA from Dipodomys ordii (Ord's kangaroo rat), 912 nucleotides. RefSeq names its product ring finger protein 148 (gene Rnf148). The record is from RefSeq and is a predicted model, not a curated record. NCBI's taxonomy places the organism in Eukaryota, Metazoa, Chordata, Mammalia, Rodentia, Heteromyidae. Bases 1 to 912 code for a protein of 303 amino acids. The transcript has a single exon.
AUGAACCCACUUGGACAUACUCCUCCACUUCAUAGGUCUACUCUGUGUCGACUGUUACGGCUUAGCAUCUUUCUACUACUUAGCCUUCCUGACUCUAAAGGAAAAGCAAUAUGGACAGCUCACCUGAAUAUAACAUUUCAGGUGGGAAAUCGGAUUAUUUCGGAACUAGGAGAGAGCGGAGUGUUCGGGAAUCAUUCUCCUCUGGAAAGGGUGUCUGGUGCAGUGGUACUUCCGGAAGGAUGGAAUCAGAAUGCUUGUAAUCCACUGACCAAUUUCAGCAGGCCUGAACAAGCAGACUCGUGGCUAGCCCUCAUUGAACGGGGAGGCUGUACAUUUACCCACAAAAUCAAUGUAGCUGCAGAAAAGGGAGCAAACGGGGUGAUCAUCUAUAAUUACCCAGGUACAGGUAACAAAGUAUUUCCUAUGUCUCACCAGGGAACAGAAAAUAUAGUUGCAGUGAUGAUAGGAAACCUCAAAGGCAUGGAACUUUUGCACUUGAUCCAGAAAGGAGUCUAUGUGACCAUCAUCAUUGAGGUAGGAAGAAUGCACAUGCCAUGGUUGAGCCACUACAUCAUGUCUCUGUUUACCUUCCUGGCAGCCACGGUGGCAUACCUUUUUUUGUAUUGUGCUUGGAGACCCAGAGUUCCCAAUACUUCGACCAGGAGACGGAGGCAGAUAAAGGCUGAUGUGAAGAGAGCUAUUGGUCAGCUUCAACUUCGAGUGCUCAAAGAAGGAGAUAAGGAGCUGGAUCCAGAUGAGGACAAUUGUGUUGUUUGUUUUGACAUGUACAAACCCCAAGAUGUAGUGCGUGUUUUAACUUGCAAGCAUUUUUUCCAUAAGGCAUGCAUUGACCCCUGGCUUUUGGCCCAUAGGACAUGUCCCAUGUGCAAGUGUGACAUUCUGAAAUCUUAA